Strongyloides ratti is the source of this 600-nucleotide messenger RNA. RefSeq lists its product as hypothetical. NCBI's taxonomy places the organism in Eukaryota, Metazoa, Nematoda, Chromadorea, Rhabditida, Strongyloididae. The transcript has a single exon. Bases 1 to 600 code for a protein of 199 amino acids. The record is from RefSeq and is a predicted model, not a curated record.
AUGUAUUCAAUUUCCAAAAAUCAAUUUAGAUUUGCCCUCAUUUUGGGUACAGUUGCCUGUGCUAUCCUUAUUCUUCGAGUAAAUGCUGAUAUUGAAUCAUCUAUUGACUUGAAUACUGAAACAUUUAUGGAUGAUGGUGAUAUUCAGGUAGAUUCAGUUAAUGGUACACGCGUUAAACGUCAAUUUGGAUGUCCAGCUAACUGUUAUUCAUCAUGCCAAUCAACAUAUCAAUGUAAGGUUUACUCUCCAACAACACAAUGUGUUCGUGGAUGUUGUUGUCCAAGUACAGUUGAUCUUGAUACUGCUUGUGAUGGUGGUGUUGCUGUUGCUGCUUGUAUUAAUAAACUUUGUGGACAAGGAUAUUUCUGUUCAUCUAAAAAUUAUUGCUGUAGAUGUUCUGCUGGAAAAGAAGCUGGUCCAUGUCUUUUCAAUUCUACUGAAAAAUAUUGUCCAGCUGGUUAUGCUUGUAAUACUAACAAUUAUUGUUGUCCACUUGGUUCAGGAUCAGCUCUUACAGCUUGUUCAGGAAAUGGUGUAUGCCCAUCAGGAUACAUAUGUGGAGCUGGUAACCUUUGCUAUCCAGUUAGUGGUGGUAAAUAA